AUGACCUCUGCCCACUUCAGAGCCAUCAUCGUCGGCGGCGGCCCCGUCGGCCUCACGGCUGCCCACGCGCUUUCACGAACCGGCAUCGACUUUCUGGUGCUGGAACGCCGUCCGAACAUGGUCGUCGACGCCGGAUCCAACUUGGUCCUGCUCCCCAUGGCUCUACGAACGCUGUAUCAGCUGGGCCUGCGCAGCACUCUCGAGAGUGUCAGCUCGCCGCUCGGGACUAUCCACCGCAUCGACCACCACGGCCGUCCGCUUGGGGACAUGAAGUGGUUUGACUUCGGUGCCCAUCCACGAGUCAUUAGUCGACACCAUCUCAUGCAGUCACUGUACGAGGGUCUGCCGUCCGACGCCGAGGCCAAGAUGCUGCCCAACAAAAAGGUAUCCAGCAUUCACAAAACCUCGGACGGCGUUCUCGUCAACUGUGCCGACGGCACUGCAUACGCCGGAUCCAUCGUCAUCGCUGCCGACGGCGCCCACAGCCUCAUCAGGGACUGCAUGCGCAACCUAGCCCUCGAAGCAGGUUCGCCAGACAUCAAUGGCGAGGAGCCAUUCUUGACCACCUACAGAGCACUCUGGAUCCGCUUUCCCGCCUCCAUCUCGUCUGGUCUGCAGGCCGGCACCAUAUGCGAGACCCACGGCCGCAACCUCGCCACUCAGCUGUUCGCCGGCCAAGACACAGCCGUCAUCGGCGUAUACGAACGACUCGACAAGCCGACCCGGGAGCGCAUUCGCUUCACCGAGUCGGACCAAGACGACUUGAUCCAACGCUGGGGGGACUUGCCCCUGCUUCGAGAUGGACAGCUCAGCUUGCGCGACGCAUACAAGGCCAAGUUGCAGUCCGGACUCGUCAGUCUCGAAGAGGGAGUCGUUCAGCACUGGAGCUGGGACGGCCGCGUUGUUCUCGCAGGCGAUGCCGCCCACAAGUUCACGCCCAGUACGGCCGCGGGCUGCAACAACGGCAUCAUAGAUGUUGUGGCCCUCGCCAACGAGCUUCACAAGGCCAUCGAGCAAGCUCGCACUUCGUCGCAAGACCCAGAAGCCGCACCUAGCACGUCGCAGCUCGCCUCGUCAUUCCAGGCAUACCAAGAUGCGCGAUACCUGGCCGUUACGGAAGGGCGGAAGCUUGCAGGAAACGUCACGGCUAUGGCGACCUGGCAGACUGGCGUGCACAAGUUUCUGGAUCGCUUCGUAUUCUCUUUACAGUCGUUGCAGCGAUUCAUGUCCAACUAUUCAGCAUCCAGGAUCGCGCAGAUGCCUGUAUUCAACUUUUUAGAGGGCGAGGAAUAGAUAACCGGCAGGGUGCCAUAGGUAGUACCUAUCACACCCAAAGUCAACUAAGCCAGAAAGGAACCACUUCUCUUAAGUUUUUAUUGUAUUGUAUUAUAUUAUAUUAUAGAUGGAUUGUUGGAUUGUUUGGUAGAGGGUUUUAGACUGCCAUUUUCCGAUAGGGG
This is a messenger RNA of Ilyonectria robusta, 1457 nucleotides long. RefSeq lists its product as uncharacterized. Gene Ontology annotation, molecular function: FAD binding. The coding region runs from base 1 to 1293 and encodes 430 amino acids. The record is from RefSeq and is a predicted model, not a curated record. The transcript has 2 exons. Lineage: Eukaryota; Fungi; Ascomycota; Sordariomycetes; Hypocreales; Nectriaceae.